AUGGCGGAUUUUCUCCUCUUCGAGGGCCCCGUGGGCUACUCGCUUUUUAAAGUCAUUCACAAGCCCGACUCUGUCGGAAAUAGACUGAAGGAGGUUCAGGCUGCUAACCAGGACCUUGCGAAAUUUGGGAAAAUGGUCGAGGUCGUCAGUUUCUUGCCUUUCGAGAAUAAUAAGCAAGCGCUCAGCGAAAUCAACGACGUAUCCGAAGGUGUCGCUUCCGAGACGUUAAUCUCGUUCCUUGAACUCAAUUUACCAAAAGCGAGCAAGAAAAAGAGUGUGGUGAUGGGUGUCUCCGAUAAAGGUUUGGCUGGUAGCAUCAAGGUGGCGUUUCCAUUCGUAGAGUGCGAAACUGGUGACACCAGCGAGGUUGUCCAGGAUAUGCUACGAGGAAUUCGAAUGCACUCGGGAAAGCUUCUUAAACAGCUCCGUGAGGGUGAUAUCAAUACUGCACAGUUGGGUCUUGGUCAUGCCUACUCUCGUGCAAAAGUCAAGUUCUCGGUCCAACGCGACGACAAUCACAUCAUUCAGGCUAUUGCUAUUUUGGAUCAAUUGGACAAGGCCAUUAACACUUUCUCCAUGAGAGUGCGGGAGUGGUACUCAUGGCACUUCCCAGAACUGGUUAAGAUUGUAUCUGAUAACCACCGUUACGCUCGCUGCGCCCUCUUUAUCAAGGACAAGAAAGACCUCUCCAAAGAUAAGCUGCAUGAUUUAGCUGCCAUUGUGGAUGAUGACAAGGGUAUCGCUACUAGCAUUAUGGAUGCCGCCAAACACAGUAUGGGUCAGGAUAUCACAAGCACAGACAUGGAGAACGUCAUCGCUUUCGCUGAACGUGUUGUCAGCCUUGGAACUUAUCGCAAGAACCUCCAUGCAUACUUGGUUAACAAGAUGAGCGUUGUUGCUCCAAACUUGGCUGCCCUUAUUGGAGAGGUUGUUGGUGCUCGCUUGAUCUCUCACGCCGGCAGUUUGACUAAUCUUUCUAAAUACCCUGCCUCAACUGUACAAAUUCUUGGUGCUGAAAAAGCCCUUUUCAGAGCUCUUAAAACCAAGGGCAAUACCCCUAAGUACGGUCUUCUAUACCAUUCCUCUUUUAUUGGCCGCGCCGGUACCAAGAACAAAGGUCGCAUCUCACGGUUCCUCGCAAACAAGUGUUCUAUUGCGUCAAGGAUAGACAACUUUUCUGAGACACCAUCCACAGCAUUCGGAAAUGCUCUUCGACAACAAGUAGAAGAAAGACUCGAAUUUUACGCCUCUGGUGCUGCUCCUACCAAAAAUGAAGUCGCAAUGAAAACUGCUAUGGACUCUAUCCUUGCUGAUAUCGAGGUUGACGGUGACGGUGAUGAAGAUGUUGAAAUGGAAGAUGUUGACAAGGCUGAGAAGAAAGAAAAGAAGGAAAAGAAGAAGGAAAAGAAGGAAAAGAAAGAGAAAAAGGAGAAGAAAGAGAAGAAAAAGGAGAAGAAGGAUAAGGCAGCCGGUGCAUCUGAUGCCGAAACUGAUGCUACACCUAAGAAGAAGCGGAAACACGACGCAGAAGCUGGAUCCGAGAAGAAGAAGAAACAAAAGAAGUGA
Trichophyton rubrum CBS 118892 is the source of this 1566-nucleotide messenger RNA. RefSeq lists its product as uncharacterized. Bases 1 to 1566 code for a protein of 521 amino acids. The record is from RefSeq and is a predicted model, not a curated record. Gene Ontology annotation, molecular function: snoRNA binding. Gene Ontology annotation, cellular component: box C/D methylation guide snoRNP complex; small-subunit processome. The transcript has 3 exons. NCBI's taxonomy places the organism in Eukaryota, Fungi, Ascomycota, Eurotiomycetes, Onygenales, Arthrodermataceae.